GCCGGGGAGCAGUGCCAGGCCGGGCGGGCAGAGCCGGCGGAGCGAGGCGGGUGGUGCGGCUGUCCCCGCCCGGCGGCCCCGGGGGAGGUGCCGGGCUGGGCCGAGCCGCGACGCGCCACGCCAGCCCGGGGCGAGGGCUGUGGCCGCUGGGCUGAAUAAUGUUUCCAACAUGUCUGUGCAGUCUCUGCUUUGUGAAAGAAUUGCUGUUGCCAAAGACUUGAUUAAGAGAGCAGAAGCCCUUUCCAAGUCCCAGAAAAGGAGAAUAGAAGGUGGGGCAAAGCUAUGUAGCAAACUGAAGGCUGAGCUUAAUUUCUUGCACAAGGUGGAGGCAGGGAAAGUGGCCAUUAAAGAAUCCCAUCUGCAGAGUACAAACCUUACCCAUCUCCAAGCCAUUAUUGAGUCAGCAGAGAACCUGGAGGAUGUUGUCAGUGUUCUCCAUGUCUUUGCUUACGAGGACAGAUUUGGAGACAAACAGACGCUGGUGGUAGAUGUUGUUGCAAACGGAGGUCACACGUGGGUAAAGGCCAUCGGUCGUAAAGCUGAGGCCCUACAUAACAUCUGGCUGGGAAGAGGCCAGUAUGGUGACAAAAGUGUCAUUGAGCAGGCAGAGGACUUCCUGCAAGCAAGCCUUCAGCAGCCAGUGGAGUACAGCAAUCCCCACAUCAUCUUUGCGUUCUACAACAGCGUGUCCAGUCCUAUGGCAGAGAGGCUCAAGGAGAUGGGAAUCUCUGUGAGAGGAGACAUUGUUGCUGUGAACUCACUGGUAGAACCAUCUGCAGAAAAUGAGCAUCUUAACACCAGUGAAUCAGAUACAGAAGGCCCUGAACUCCUGCAGGUGACCAGGGUAGACCGAGAGAAUUUAGUGGCCAGCAUUGCUUUCCCUACCCAAAUCAAAGUAAACGUCUGCAAUAGAGUUAAUUUGGACAUCACUACGUUAAUAACCUACGUCUCUGCGCUGAGCUAUGGUGGCUGCAACUUUGUCUUCAGAGAAAAAGUGCUGACAGAGCAAGCAGCCCAAGAAAGAAGGGAGAGAGUCCUGCCUCAGCUGAAGGAGUUCAUGGAGGGAAAAGAGCUCUUUGCAUGUGAAUCUGCUGUCAGAGAUUUUCAGUCCAUCUUGGAAACGCUGGGAGGACCUGGAGAGAAAGAGCGAGCUGCAUUACUUGUUGAAAGGAUUAACGUGGUGCCAGAUCAGCCCUCUGACCGUGCCUUAGGACUAGUGGCCAGUUCAAAAAUCAACAGCCGCUCUCUAGCCAUUUUUGGGACAGGAGACACUUUAAAAGCCAUCACCAUGACUGCAAAUAGUGGGUUUGUGAGGGCAGCAGCAAACCAAGGUGUCAGGUUCAGUGUUUUUGUGCAUCAGCCACGAGCGUUGACAGAAAGCAAAGAAUCUUUUGCCACACCUCUACCAAAGCGCUGCCCAUCUGAUAAUGGAGUUUAAGUAAUUUAAUGAGACAGUAAUGGAAAUACUGCAGGUACUGCAGUGGAGGCAUUUGGGGAAACAGAAGAAUCAUAGCAAUACAGUUUUGGGUGUGUAUCAACGGUGACACCAUCUAGCAGUGGAAGAGCUCCUCAAGGGAUUUGUAAUAUCUUUACUCCUUCCUUGAGGUUAUUUUUUGUCCAGCUGACCAUUAAUUUAUUCACUAAAUAUUAAUUCAAUGUAAAUUGUUAACUGGCUUACAAUGUAUUAAUUGUAUCCAUCCCCAUUAAAAAGUUCAGUUAAAACACA
Messenger RNA from Prinia subflava (tawny-flanked prinia), 1726 nucleotides. It is a transcript of the gene C1H7orf25, whose product is annotated as chromosome 1 C7orf25 homolog. The transcript has 2 exons. Bases 170 to 1438 code for a protein of 422 amino acids. The record is from RefSeq and is a predicted model, not a curated record. Lineage: Eukaryota; Metazoa; Chordata; Aves; Passeriformes; Cisticolidae.